Leptinotarsa decemlineata (Colorado potato beetle) is the source of this 1749-nucleotide messenger RNA. It is a transcript of the gene rt, whose product is annotated as Protein O-mannosyltransferase rt. The record is from RefSeq and is a predicted model, not a curated record. Gene Ontology annotation, molecular function: dolichyl-phosphate-mannose-protein mannosyltransferase activity. Lineage: Eukaryota; Metazoa; Arthropoda; Insecta; Coleoptera; Chrysomelidae. Gene Ontology annotation, cellular component: endoplasmic reticulum; membrane. Gene Ontology annotation, biological process: protein O-linked glycosylation via mannose.
AUUUCUUGCUUUUUCAGCUGACGACCAAAAAGAACGUGAACGAGAUCUGGUAACAGCUGAAAUGAUCCCCACGACGGCUACCAAACUGUCUUUCUGGCAAAAGUUUUUUGAGCUACAUUACAAAAUGUUGUUUGCAAACACUGAUAGUGUUCAGAACCACAUGUACAGUUCGGAACCCCUAGAAUGGCCUCUCAUGUCACGUGGAAUUGCAUAUUGGGUCUCUUCGACGAGCAAUGCACAGAUCCACCUGCUGGGAAACGUUGUGAUCUGGUACUCGGCAACAUUCGGCUUGGUCCUGUACUCCGCCCUGCUGAUAUUCUAUCUACUGCGCAGGCGUAGAUUGUGCUUUGACCUGGAUUCUCAAACUUGGAACCAGUUUCAAACAUUGGGCGAAAUAUUCCUAACCGGAUAUCUCUUCCAUUACUUGCCAUUCUUCUUUGUCGAUAGAACAUUGUUUCUGCACCACUAUUUGCCUGCGUUUACUUUCAAAACGCUGCUACUAGCUGCUACUUUGGAGCACGUGUACGUCGUCAUCAAUGAAGUGGUCGGUUCGAAAUUCCUGAAGAAGUUAUAUGUUUUGUCGUUGAUGGUUUGGUUAGGAUGGAUUGUGUUCGUGUUUCGUAAAUUUUCCGUGGUAAGUUAUGGUACUAGCGCACUGACGACGAACGAUAUCGUUGAUCUGAGGUGGAAGGAUAGCUGGGAUUUUAUCGUCCAUAAAAGUUAACUCGUCGUUUAUUAGAGAUCAGAUGGAAAGUUUAUAAAUUUUUCUUGAGGAUUUAUUCGUGAGGUGUAGGGAAUUUUCUUCAACCGAUUUGUUUGUUUUUAAAACAAUGCAGUUACAUUGUUGAAUCAAAAUAAUAGGCAUAGUACUUAGAAGUCUUCCAGAUAUUUUUAUAAAUGAGAAAUAUUGAGUUGGGAUUUGUGGAAUGCUGAAUAUUUACAACUCUUUCAUCCUUUUAGUCAAAACGUUGCACUGCCAAACUCUUGGAGAAAUAGGAACAUGUUUAUAAGAAAUAGAAAUAUAUCGAAUUGUUUGUUAAACUUCCAAUGAGAGAUGUCACAUAUAUUCCAAUUGUUGAUUAUGGCCUAUUAAACCGUCUAUUAUGGUUAAUGACUAGUUAGAACUGUUUCAAUUGUUUAUUAUGGUAAACAGUUGUUUAAUAAGCUACUAUUAAAAGUUUGAAUUUUCAGGGUUAAUAGGCUGUUUAAACUGUUCAGUAUGACUUAUUGAACAACAGACUGAUGCUUAACUGACGAAACCGUUGAUUAUGGCUUUGAACUGUCAAUUAUGGUUAUUUGAUGUGAACUGUUGAUUAUGGCUUACCUAACUACGGUUUAAACUAUUAUGGUUAAUGAACUAUUUGAAGCGUUUAUUUUGGCUUAUUGAAUUACUUUUAUUAGGUAGCAAUUUAACCUGUCAAUUAUGGUUAAUUGACAAUUUAAACUGACUAUUAUGGCUAAUCAACAGAUUUGUUUAUAUUUUUGGUAGUCGGCUGUUAAAACUGUCGAUUAUAGACUGUCAACUAUAGAUAAUCAACAGUUAAUAAAAUUGUAGAUUACAGCUUAAAACUAUAUUAUGGUUAGACAACAUUUUGAAUAAUAAUCAACGGUUCGAACUGUCGAUAUAAUUGCUAGUUGACAAUUUUAAUUGACGUUUAUAAAAAAUAAUCUGUGGCAGUUCAAUGUCUGCAAAUGGGAGUACAUAUUGUGAGAUGACAGAAGUAUAGUGGGUUGUUGUAUAAAAAAAAA